CCGUUCGGGUUUGAUGCCGGUAAGUUCUACGGGCCAAAGCGUUAGCAGUGUGAACGAAAACAUUGGCGAAUUGCACAACUUCAGAGAGCAAGUGAGAGAGCGCACGAAAAUGCCGUCGCGUAGCGGCAAAUUGCUGCUGCUCUACUUCCACCUAUUAUGCUUGGCUCUCGUGGCGUCCAUAACAAUAGAUGAGCAAUGCAAGCAUGCAAUAGACAGCUGCGAUCGUUGUCUUAGCACACAUCUUAACUGUGCCUGGUGCACGGACAAGACCUAUGAAAUGCGUUCGCGCUGCCUGUCGCGCGAAACUCUGCUCAGCCUGAACUGCAGCGAGGCGAGUAUCUAUGAGAAUCAGCCGCAGCUGGAACUGCUGCAGCAGCGACCGCUCAAGGACUAUGAAGCGCGAGACGAGCAGGCGGUGCAGGUGACGCCGCAGCGCGUAUUUCUCAAAUUGGUUAAAGACAACACGCAGCGCAUCAAGCUGAGCUAUCGAGCGGCAGGCAACAAUCCGCUCGACCUGUACGUGCUGAUGGAUCUCACCUGGACGAUGCGCGACGAUAAGGAUACACUGGAGAAGCUCGGCGCCGAGUUGACCCAAACGCUGCACAGUCUAACGGACAACUAUCGGCUGGGCUUUGGCUCCUUUGCGGACAAGCCGGAGUUGCCGAUGAUAAUGCCGCAGCUGCGGAAGAAUCCGUGUGCCGCCGAGCGGGAAAGCUGUGAGCCCACCUACGACUAUCGGCACCAUCUGAAGCUAACGGAAGAUGUGGAGGCAUUCACGGCGGCUGUGGCGGCUAGUAAGAUAACGGGGAAUCUGGACAAUCUGGAGGGCGGCCUGGAUGCUCUCAUGCAGGUGAUUGUCUGCCCCAAGCAAAUCGGCUGGAAGCAACAGGCCCGCAAAGUCGUCAUCCUGGUCACCGACGGCUUCAUGCACUUCGCUGGCGACGGCCUCUUGGCGGGCGUUACGCAGCGCAACGAUCGCCAGUGCCAUCUGAAUAAAGCGGGCGAGUAUACGGGCUCGCUGACCUAUGACUAUCCGUCGCUGGAGGAGAUCUACCGGGAGCUCUUAAGGCGCAAGAUCAAUGUCAUCUUUGCCGUUACCGAGGAGGUGUUCAGCACGUACAAGGAGCUGAGCGGACUCAUGCAGGAGAUUAGCAAUGUCGAAAUAUUGAGCGCCGAUUCAUCCAAUAUCUUGGAGCUGAUCAAAAAGAGUUAUGAGAGCUUCAUAAAGCGGACGCAGUUUGGAGACAACAGUCCGGACUUUAUAAAAGUGGAAUAUUUCACGGAUUGUGCUGGACAAUUUCCCAGCUUGCGUAAACGCAAUUAUUGCAAUAAUGUGAGCCAAGGCAAGGAAAUAGAGUUUUUUCUAGACGUAACCCUCACGGAUUACCCCGAGAACGGCGUAUUGAAUCACAAAAUUCGCGUGGAGGAGGCAUCGCUGAGCGAGUACAUGGAAAUCGAUGUGGAGCUGCAGCGUCCGUGUCCAUGCGAGGAGCCACCCGAGCCGGAUGAUGAAUACGCACGUUUUCAGUGCGACAAUCAGGGCUACCUGAACUGCGGGAUGUGCAUCUGUGACGAGGGCUGGACGGGCACCUUCUGCAACUGUCCGACGGAUCCGUCGAAUGCGACAACUAACGAGGCGCUGCUCAGGACCUGUCGUCAGCCUCUCGACAAGGAGGGCAACAGCUUGGCCACUGAAGUCUGUUCAAAUCACGGCGACUGUGAGUGCGGCAGCUGCUUUUGUGAUCCCGGCUAUACGGGAAACUUCUGUGAGUGCCUCGAGUGCAUCGAUUGCGAUGAGGAGCGCGCCGAGUGCUACUGUGGUCAGUGUGUCUGUAAAUAUGGCUGGUCGGGCACGCAGUGCAACUGCAAGGAUUCCACGGACGAGUGCACUGGACCGACGGGGGAGAUCUGCUCAGGUCGUGGCAGUUGCGACUGCGGCGUAUGCAGGUGCCGGGAGCCGUACCUGGGCGAGUUCUGUGAGAUCGAUGCCGAGAAGGACAAUAAGCUGUGCCAGUUCUACGAGCCCUGCGUCAUCUGCCUCAUCGCACAGAAGCAACAUAUGGGCUCCUGUGAGAAUGUGAACGAGAUCUGCUUCAGUGCCCAAUACAAUGAGCGCUUUACCCAUCUAUUUGUCAAUGAGCUGGAGGCGGAGACCGUCUGCCUGGUGCGCAUCGUCAACAAGCAUGGCAUUCAGUGCGAUAGCUACUUCAACUAUCAGGUGAUCGAUCAUGCCAACUAUUUGGCCAUACAAGCCAAUGAUUGCGAGCCCGUCAACAUGUACGCUAUGUUCGGCUACAUAGCAGCGUUAACCGUGUUGUUGGGUGCGUUCAUCAUUGGCCUGAUUUGGUGGUGUCUGCGCAUGAAGGACGCCCGGGAGUAUGCACACUUCCUUCAGGAGCAGGAGAACAGUGCCCGUCAGGAGAAUCCCAUCUACAGAGAUCCAAUCAAACGUUACGAAGUGCCCAGAGCUCUGAGCUCUGCAAAUAACACUGACAAUCCAUUUGCCGACUAAUAUAUAACAGUAAACAUUAC
This is a messenger RNA of Drosophila arizonae, 2532 nucleotides long. It is a transcript of the gene Itgbn, whose product is annotated as Integrin betanu subunit. Gene Ontology annotation, molecular function: integrin binding. NCBI's taxonomy places the organism in Eukaryota, Metazoa, Arthropoda, Insecta, Diptera, Drosophilidae. The record is from RefSeq and is a predicted model, not a curated record. Gene Ontology annotation, biological process: cell-cell adhesion; integrin-mediated signaling pathway; cell migration. Gene Ontology annotation, cellular component: integrin complex; focal adhesion; cell surface.